UUGAAAUCUAGUAGUUCAUCUUGUUUUGAAACGCUCACAAACGAUAGACAAGAGGCUUGGGCUUUUAUAAUCAGUGCUGUAUAGCUUAGGUUGAGACAAAGACGAAUACAUUCAUACGUCGCUUUGUCUCAGUAGCAGGAGACGGACAUAUUAAUUAAAGCUGAGACAAAUACAUAGCCCAGCUUUAUGUUUCAGUGACAGAAAAAGCAAACAGUAAACAUCCAGAUUCCUGAAGAUGAAUCGAAUUAUUUUUAUCGUGUUUCUAUGUGGUUUUCCGUGCAGUGCUCAGUUUCCCUUCAGAAACACCUCCUUACCUUGGGACGAUAGAGUCAACGACCUUGUUGGCCGACUGACCAUCCCACAAAUCGCCCAUCAGAUGGCGAGAGGGGGACAAGGGAUAUUCGCAAGUCCUGCCCCCGCCAUCAAUGAGCUCGGCAUUGGUCCGUACUCCUGGAACACGGAAUGCCUGGCUGGAGAUGUCAAGGCAGGGAGCGCCACGGCAUUCCCACAACCUAUUGGCAUGGCUUCUACAUUCAGCCCAGGUCUGGUCCAGAGGGUGGCGGAGGCGAUCGGCGUUGAGGUGAGGGCCAAGUUCAACGACUUCAACGCCCGUAGGAUCUACGGGGACCACAAGGGAGCCAGCUGUUUCUCACCUGUCAUCAAUAUCAUGAGGGACCCCAGGUGGGGAAGGAAUCAGGAGACCUUCGGAGAGGACCCGUUUCUCAGCGGUGAGCUGGCGGCUAGCUUCGUGCAAGGCCUUCAGGGUGAUCACCCUCGCUACAUCAGGGCGAACGCCGGCUGCAAACACUUUGACGUGUACGCUGGUCCAGAGAAUAUUCCCGUCUCCAGGAUGAGUUUCAAUGCUAUUGUAUCUGACCGCGACUGGAAAACGACUUUCUUACCCGCCUUUCGUCGAUGUGUGACUGCAGGCACUUACAGUUUGAUGUGUAGCUACAACAGAAAGCGCCAUCAUUCUCAAACUAGUUGACGACGCCACAGUCCGGAGCAGGGUCAAGGAUCUUUUCUACACGCGCAUGCGCCUGGGCGAGUUUGACCCACCGGAAGACAACCCGUACGCCAAACUGGGUCUGAAGGAUGUGUUGACCCCGGAACAUGUGGCCUUGACCGAGGAAGCCGCUGCUAAGACUAUCGUCCUGUUGAAGAAUCAAAGGAAUGCUUUGCCUCUGAAGACAGCUUAUUUCAGCAAGAUAGCGGUGGUAGGACCUAUGGGAGACAACCCCAGCCAGAUGUACGGCAAGUACUCCGUGGACCUCGACAAGGCGCGCGUGAGUACCCCACGCCAGGCACUCACCAAAGUAGGCGAGACGUUCGCCUAUGCCAGUGGCUGUGAGCGCACAAGCUGCAAGUCUUACAACGAUGACGACAUCAAAAAGGCUGUGCAAGGAUCAGAAGUCGUGGUGGUUGCUCUGGGAACGGGCUCUGACCUGGAGAGCGAGGGAAACGACAGGUCAAAUAUCUCGCUUCCCGGCCAACAGUUGGCGCUCCUACAGGCUGCUGUCAAAUAUGCGAAGAACCAGAUCGUGAUUCUGUUGUUGUUUAGCGCUGGUCCUCUCAAUGUGGAGUGGGCAGAGGCAAGUGAAGGAGUCAGCGCCAUUCUGCAGAUGUCAUACCCUGCCCAAGCCUGUGGCACGGCUCUGGUCCGAGUGUUGCUCAAUGAGAACGGGAACUCGUCCCCGGCUGGCAGACUGCCCUACACCUGGUACAAGGGAGACUACACGGGGCAGUCAAGAUCUACGCAGGAGGCCAACAGCCGGGUCAAACCAAGAAGAUCGAGUAUUCCAAUGUACUUGAGGGUAGUGUGCUGAUUACCGAUUACGCCAAGCUAGCGAACUGAUGACAGUCUGUUCACAAAUUAUUUUUUACAUGACUAUUUUGAGCCGUUAAUUUUAUAUGAAGAAAAAUGUAACAACUGGUUGAGUGAGGGUGUUUGUGUGUGUGUGUUUGUCGUUUAUGUGAGUGUGUGUGUGUGUGUG
This is a messenger RNA of Aplysia californica (California sea hare), 1994 nucleotides long. Its product is annotated as beta-xylosidase/alpha-L-arabinofuranosidase 1. Gene Ontology annotation, molecular function: alpha-L-arabinofuranosidase activity; xylan 1,4-beta-xylosidase activity. Gene Ontology annotation, biological process: arabinan catabolic process; xylan catabolic process. The record is from RefSeq and is a predicted model, not a curated record. Gene Ontology annotation, cellular component: plant-type cell wall. Lineage: Eukaryota; Metazoa; Mollusca; Gastropoda; Aplysiida; Aplysiidae.